AUGUCGUUCAACGAGAUCCGCGGCCGUCUGGCCCUCAUCACUGGCGCAUCGGGAGGAAUCGGAUCAGCCUGUGCAGACCAGCUCGCACAACAUGGCGUUCACCUCGCCCUCACCUACUCAACCAACCUCGACGCCAUGAACGCAGUCGUAAAAGACCUGCAAUCCAAAUACGCAGAGCACAAGCUCCGCAUCUCCAUCCACCAAGUCGACGUCGGCUCCGCCGACCAAAUUGAAUCCAUGUUCCAGCAAAUUGACAAAGAGCAUGGCCAGCGACCGGACAUUCUCGUCUCCAACGCUGGAUAUGGCAAGCGCUACCCUAACGUGUGGGAAAUUACCCUUGAGGAAUUCGAUUACACAUUAAACAUUAACCUGCGCGCCUCGUUCAUCCUUGUCAAGGGUGUGGUGGAGCAUAUGAAAGCCCAGCGCUGGGGGCGUAUCGUGUUUAUGUCCUCGAUUGCCGCGCAAGGAGGUGGUAUUAAUGGAUGUCGUGCGUCAACCCCAUCACUCUCCCAUUCUUUACCCACCUCGUUCGAUCUCAAGUCUAAUCAUCUCUCUGCAAUUACAGACUACGCCGCAUCCAAGGGCGGACUCACCGGCAUGAUGAAGAAUCUCUCCACUCGCCUCGCCGAGUUCAAUAUCAGCGUCAACGACGUUGCCCCCGCUAUGAUCGGCGACACGGGUAUGAUCCCUAAUGCGGCGGCGAUCCCGGAGGUUGCGGCUGGUAUCCCGUUGCAAAGGCUAGGUACACCGGAGGAGACGGCUAAUGUUGUCACUAUGCUGUGUAAAACGGGGUAUAUGACUGGUCAGAGUCUCCUGCUGGCUGGGGGGUUGAAAUAG
Messenger RNA from Penicillium daleae, 837 nucleotides. Its product is annotated as SDR family NAD(P)-dependent oxidoreductase. Gene Ontology annotation, molecular function: oxidoreductase activity, acting on the CH-OH group of donors, NAD or NADP as acceptor. The coding region runs from base 1 to 837 and encodes 278 amino acids. The record is from RefSeq and is a predicted model, not a curated record. NCBI's taxonomy places the organism in Eukaryota, Fungi, Ascomycota, Eurotiomycetes, Eurotiales, Aspergillaceae. The transcript is spliced from 2 exons.